UUUAGUUUGCGCCUCCAUUAAAAAACAAAACAAAUAAUACUAAUAUGUAUAGUAUAUUAAUUUAAAAUGGACAUAAAUACGUUUUGCCCUUGAUAGCAAUUAUUAAUAUUGAUGGCAUGCGUAUAGUCUAUUAUGCGUUUAAGCUGUGAAAGGGGGAGCGAAAAUGUACUUCUCUCACACUUUUAACAUGAGAUGAGAAUUUUGUUAUCUCAUAUCCGCGUAUCUGGUUUUGCUCAACCGAAAUGCACCUGUUUACGAGUUUAUAUGUGAAAUCCGUAAGGAAUUUUCACAGAUUCGCAUUGAAAUGACGACAGAGUUCAAGAAACUCAGAAGAGCACAAAACAAAAAUGCGCUCCGUCGGACGAAAGGCGCAUUCCCCGCACCGAUGGUCCUUUGCAGAUCACCCUAUCAGGUGCAAAACCACUGACAGGUUUCCACCCACUACCAACCAUAAACCCCUCAUUGCGCUCCAAACCUCCGCGGCGCACAGACAGACAGACCACUGACAGGAGUCCUAUCAUCAUAUCGCUCUUCCAGGAUUUGCAACAGCCUCUUAUUUACAACAACUUUGGAUAACCGUAAAACAAAAACUAAACGCGAGACAUUUUUUUACCGUCCUGUCAGCUUGGAGUUGCUGGGAAACUUUCUCCCUCUCCAAACAAUGGACAUGAAAAGAGUACAAUGAUCUGCGUACGGUGUGCGCUUCCAGGUGUCUACGGCGGGUACGAACGGAAUUUAUCCUUUUUUAUCGCAUGCUGGAUCCAGGACUAAGUAGUUAAGGACGUGGAUUUGUCGGCGAGGAGGAGACACCACGCAACAGUUUUUUCCUGCAGAUUCAAUGUUUGCGCGCUUUGGCGAGAGCGCGGCGUGCGCACGGUCGCGGUAGAUAGGGGACACCACGUUUGUUUGAGUUUAUCCUGAUCUUUUCAAAGCAAGGAAAGCCUCAUGCUGCGCGCAGUGGCACAUUUGCGCUUUCUUCAUCGCUCUUUUCCCUGGGAUUGCACAUCUCUUCUGGGAUUUUGUGCGUGAGACCCUGGCGGGGCUCCGUACGGCACUUACUGGAGCGGCAAACGCUGGAAACAGGUGUAUUUGACCAAGAUGUCUGGUCUGCCUUCAAGGUUCAUCUACGUGUGUUUACAUUUUCUGGUCCUCUACUUCCAGUUACAGGAAUCUCAGCAGAGUUCGGCUGACUUCCGGUUCUACAUCGAGAACCACACUCGAGACGACGUGAGCCGGAAGCAGGUGCGGAUCUAUCAGCUGUACAGCAGGACCACAGGGAAACAUGUGCAGAUCCUGGGCAAGAAGAUCAACGCCAACGGAGACGAUGGGGCUCUGCUUGUCGUGGAAACGGAGACGUUCGGCAGUCACAUUCGGAUAAAAGGGAAAGAGAGCGGAUACUACAUCUGCAUGAACAAGAACGGGAAAAUUAUUGGAAAGCCCAAUGGGAAUAACCAGGAGUGCGUGUUCGUGGAGGAAUAUUUGGAGAACAACUACACGGCGCUGGUGUCGGCCAAAUACAAAGGCUGGUACUUGGGUUUCAACCGAAAGGGUAAACCCAAAAAAGGCUCAAGGACCACGCAGACGCAACAGGAAGUGCAUUUCAUGAAACGUCACCCCAGGGGAAAAGCGGACCCUCUGGAGGAGUUCCGUUUCACCACCGUAACGAAACGAACGCGAAGGGCGCGGCGGUUAAAACCCAACCCCAAAACGAACUGACACCGCGUGGACGAGUGUGCACUGUUUCCCGAGUACACCACACCUGCUUCGCGCCUUAAAACAGACUGAUCAACACGAACUGGAGAAGGAAGGGCGCGCAAUUGAACAAUGAGGCUACGGACGAGACAAGAACCUUUAAAAAGAUGUUCUAUUUUUAUACUGUAUUUCACAAGCGUUUCUCCCAGCUCUUGAAUGUGUUGCUUUUUCUUAACAUAAUAUCUGUGCCUGUUAUUUUAUUUAUACUGGAUUAACUGAGGACGACAUCACAGGAGCGAGUGUCUCCCCAUUCGACAAGUUUACAGCAGAAACGCCGCUGGAAUAGCGACGUGCCGGAAACUUUUCAUAUUUCCCCCGACGACGAGGAUCCAAUAUUUUCACUGGAUUUGGGCAGUCAUGGAGAGCGAUAAUAAAAGGUCACGUGACCUCCAUAAGUAAACGUGAAGCUUUGAGUGCAAUAUUUUGAAGAGCCGUGAGCCCGACGCUUUGUGCAGCCGCUCUGGAGAUCAGACGCCGUUUGGCAGGAGAAACGCUCUGACAUUUUUUGCGUAUGUUGUGAUUCAAGAUGCGUUGACUAGUCAGAUAUGAGCCUCGCCAUUAACUGUGGUAAUAGUUUGGAUAUGAAGGGACUGGAAGAGCUUUGAGAAGCAUUCGACUUUCUGUAUUAAGGUUUUAGGAACGGCAGCGGCCUCGAUGCUCUCAUGUAUGACACUAGCAUGUAAGAACCGUUGUGUACUUUAGCGAAUGCAGAUAAUGCAGUCAAUAUAAACCUGUGUACAACCAAUUUAGGAACCAAAUGCAAGACAUUUAUGCAGAAUGCGUGAACAUUAAGUCCCUGACAAUUGGAGUUCAUUCAAAACAAAAAUCCGACUGCUUUCUUCCAUUCAGAUUACUCUCAACUCUUCUGACCUUCCAGAAUCUUCUGGCUCUGUCCCAAACGACGCCCGCGCGACUCUACAGCGCAUCACCCGACUGUGGUUGACAUUACAUCACCAAAGACAUAAAAGGGGGCGCGUUUGGGACAGAAACACUCCAGUUUUCUGAGACACAGGUGCACAGAGUCUGUGGGUCUAAGAUGUUUAUGAAAAGGUACCGGAUCAUUUCGUCCUCUGCAAACGCUGGACACCAGCCACGGUUGGUGAGGUCUUCUCUCCAUAUGGGUAUAGCUGUAGUAUACACACAAUAUAUACUCAUCGUCUGUCAGACGUUACUAACAAUCAUGACACACGUACGACAAGAAAGUAUGCAAACAAAUAAUAAUUUUAUUACUAUUCUAAAAUAUUUAUUGUCUUUCUGUGUAAAUAUGACUUGAUGAAUUUAUUUGACCUCUGUUAAUAAUAAUAAAAAGAGGAGUAUAUA
Triplophysa rosa is the source of this 3072-nucleotide messenger RNA. RefSeq names its product fibroblast growth factor 24 (gene fgf24). The coding region runs from base 1099 to 1716 and encodes 205 amino acids. Lineage: Eukaryota; Metazoa; Chordata; Actinopteri; Cypriniformes; Nemacheilidae. Gene Ontology annotation, cellular component: cytoplasm. The transcript is spliced from 5 exons. Gene Ontology annotation, molecular function: growth factor activity; type 2 fibroblast growth factor receptor binding; type 1 fibroblast growth factor receptor binding. Gene Ontology annotation, biological process: fibroblast growth factor receptor signaling pathway; regulation of cell migration; neuron differentiation. The record is from RefSeq and is a predicted model, not a curated record.